Molecule: messenger RNA, 11083 nt
Organism: Bursaphelenchus okinawaensis
Lineage: Eukaryota; Metazoa; Nematoda; Chromadorea; Rhabditida; Aphelenchoididae
Source: the annotation of a GenBank genome assembly
AUGGGGCCUCGAGGCCAUUCGUCCUUUUGGACCAUACUCUUUCUCCUCGCCAUACCCAUAUCAUCUCAAGAAUGGCAAAAGAAGCCUCAGGAUUCAUUUGUAAUGUCACCUGUUAACCAAGCCCAACCAUCGUCUAUGGCCGAAGAUUGGGUUCGAAUGUCAGAUCAGGUACAACCUCCAGUCAGCGACCGUGUGGUACGAGCUAAUAGUCAUCAUGAAGAUGGCCAUUCUCUGCCAUUCAACCCUUCCAUGCGGCUACGUGAUGGAGUUUGGGAAGACGAAGGUCCGUUGUGGUUUAAGGAGCUUAGUCCUAAGCCUAAUCGACCGCCAGUCGCGCAAGCUGCACCUUUGUUCACGCAGAGACUUGAUGGAGAUAUCAAUGCUCAGUACAGGCCGCCACAGGGAAUUGAACAUUACGAUGCUCCACCACCACAGGCUAUUGUAGGUCGUUAUUUUUGUUUUUCUUUAUUCUUUUGGCUUGUUUUAUUUAAAAUGGCACUUUUUUUGGCAAUUUAAAAAAAUAAAAAAAUUUUUGAAAAACACGUUUCAUCGUAUAAAAUGUCCCUUUUAAAACUUUUUUUUAAAUUCUAUGCUUAUUAACACAUUCUUUUAAUAAAAAAAACUUUUUGAUAAGCUAUCCAUUUCAGACCCCCAGCUUCCAAAAACCACCACAAUCCUACCGCGCCAGCCAACAAUACCCCGCCCAACCGGUGGUACAAGGUCCCCAAGGCUAUGAUCAUGCCGCGAAUCCCUAUCAAACUCCAUCCGCCCCACCACAAGUUGGUCUAUAUUCACCACAAAACCAACAAGGCCAACAUAAACCAGUCUUCUUGGUCUCGGGUAGUCCACGCCAGCCGGCUCAGGUUUAUCAGCCACAAAUUCAACAGCCUCGAGCCGAAUACUUUGGCUCUUCACCAAGCAGUGUAACUCAGUACCCGGCCCCGAACCCGGUUACUAGAUCGCCGUAUGAGAGUGACAAUGAGUACCAUAAGCCAUCGUAUCCUAGUGGUCCUAAUGGUAAGACAUUUUGUGGUGUGAUGGGGGAGGGGAGUAUAGGGGGAAGGAGAAUUGGGGGGGGAGGGGGGGGUUUGGCUAUUAUUUUAUAUUGUGUUACAUCAUUUAAAGUAUUUUUCUUGUGAAAUUUCAUUUUUUGUUUGUUGCUGACGCAGUAAAACCGAUUUACUGCUGUUUACUCAAGAAUCCGAGAACCGGCACGCUGCGAUAUUAUCAUCGUGGAUUUAGCAAAAUCAGAUAAGCAACUGUUUUCGAAUUCAAAAACAUCUCGGGAUUUUUUACACUUUAAAAUAAAAAAAAAAUUCAAAAAUAAUCAAUAGCCGUUAUGAAGUGUCAAAAGCUAAAAAGAUUAACGGAAAGCCGGGCUUGACAAUAUGAGUCGCUUUUAAAGAAUUUGUAGUACAAACAAAGCCAAAUACAGCAGUUUAUAUCAAAUAUAAACCCUUACUUUAGGUCCACUACCAAACCGCUUCCCUCCGUCUAAUGUUCCACCAGCAAACUACGAAGAAACUGGUCCAAACGGCCCAGGAAAUGGUCCAAGCGGUCCAGAAAACGAAUGCACACCAGAAGGAAAUGAAUACGAAGGACCAAGCGGAGGAAUCAACUGUGGACCAAAAGGCCCAAGCGGCCCUGGCAGACCACAAGGCCCUGGAGGACCUCAACAACCACAAGGACCUGGAGGACCUCAAGGCCCUGGAUUCCCAAGUGGACCUGGAGGACCACAAGGACCAGGCUUUCCAAGUGGACCUGGUGGACCUCAAGGACCAGGAUUUCCAAGUGGACCUGGAGGACCACAAGGACCUGGAUUCCCUAGCGGCCCAGGUGGACCACAAGGCCCUGGAUUCCCUAGCGGACCCGGAGGACCAGAAGGCCCUGGAUUCCCCUAGCGGACCCGGAGGACCACAAGGACCUGGAUUCCCCUAGCGGCCCAGGUGGACCACAAGGCCCUGGAUUCCCUAGCGGACCCGGAGGACCACAAGGACCUGGAUUCCCUAGCGGCCCAGGUGGACCACAAGGCCCUGGAUUCCCUAGCGGACCCGGAGGACCACAAGGCCCUGGAUUCCCUAGCGGACCCGGAGGACCACAAGGACCAGGCUUUCCAAGUGGACCUGGAGGACCACAAGGUCCUGGAUUCCCUAGCGGCCCAGGUGGGCCACAAGGCCCUGGAUUCCCUAGCGGACCCGGAGGACCACAAAGACCCGGAUUCCCUAGCGGACCUGGAGGACCACAAGGACCAGGCUUUCCUAGUGGACCAGGAAAACCACAAGGCCCUGGAUUCCCUAGCGGACCCGGAGGACCACAAGGACCCGGAUUCCCUAGCGGACCUGGAGGACCACAAGGACCAGGCUUUCCAAGUGGACCUGGAGGACCACAACAACCGCAAGGACCAGGCUUUCCAAGCGGACCUGGAGGACCACAAGGCCCUGGAUUCCCUAGCGGACCCGGAGGACCACAAGGACCCGGAUUCCCUAGCGGACCUGGAGGACCACAAGGACCAGGCUUUCCAAGUGGACCUGGAGGACCACAACAACCGCAAGGACCAGGCUUUCCAAGCGGACCUGGAGGACCACAAAGCCCUGGAUUCCCUAGCGGACCCGGAGGACCUCAACAACCACAAGGACCAGAAUCUUGCCGACCUGGAGAAGCAUUUAAGCCUGGCCUACCAGGUCAACCUCCAUCACCAUGCCCGGGUUUCCCUAGAGGACCACAAGGCCCUCAACAGCCGCAAGGCCCAGAAUCUUGUCGACCUGGAGAAGCAUUUAAACCAGGACUACCAGGUCAACCACCAUCGCCAUGCCCUGGCUUCCCAGGCGGCCCACAAGGACCAACCGGGCCUCAGCAACAACAAGGGCCAGAAUCAUGUCAGCCAGGUGAAGCAUUCCGCCCUGGUUUGCCUGGCCAACCACCAUCGCCAUGCCCGGGUUUCCCUGGAGGACCACAAGGCCCUCAACAGCCACAAGGACAAGAAUCGUGCCGACCUGGAGAAGCGUUUAAGCCAGGACUACCUGGUCAACCACCAUCUCCAUGCCCUGGCUUCCCAGGCGGCCCACAAGGACCAACCGGGCCUCAGCAACAACAAGGGCCAGAAUCAUGUCAGCCAGGUGAAGCAUUCCGCCCUGGUUUGCCUGGCCAACCACCAUCGCCAUGCCCGGGUUUCCCUGGAGGACCACAAGGCCCUCAACAGCCACAAGGACAAGAAUCGUGCCGACCUGGAGAAGCGUUUAAGCCAGGACUACCAGGACAACCACCAUCGCCAUGCCCUGGCUUCCCAGGAGGCCCACAAGGACCAACCGGACCUCAACAACCACAAGGACCAGAAUCAUGUCAACCUGGAGAAGCAUUUAAACCAGGACUACCAGGUCAACCUCCAUCACCGUGUCCAGGCUUCCCAGGAAGUCCUCAAGGACCUGAACAACCACAAGGACCUGAAUCAUGUAAGCCAGGUGAAGCAUUUAAACCAGGACUACCAGGUCAACCUCCAUCACCGUGUCCAGGCUUCCCAGGAGGUCCUCAAGGACCUGAACGUCCGGAAAAACCAGAAUCGUGCCGUCCAGGAGAAGCAUGGAAACCAGGACCCCCUGGUCAACCACCAUCACCUUGUCCUGGUUUCCCGGGCGGCCCACAAGGACCUGAAGCACCACCAGUUCCUCCUCAAAUUCCUGGACAACCACAAGUUCCAAGACAGCCCGAGCAACCCGGACAACCGCAAAUUCCUGGUCAACCACAAGGUCCCGGCGGUCCUCAACAGCCGCAAAUCCCAGGCCAACCUCAGAUUCCCGGACAACCUCAGCAACCAGGUCAGCCUCAAGUCCCAGGUGGUCCCCAACAACCACAAAUACCCGGCCAACCACAAGGUCCUGGAGGUCCACAACAACCUCAAAUUCCUGGCCAACCUCAGCAACCCGGUCAGCCUCAGAUCCCAGGCCAACCGCAAGGCCCCGGUGGACCAGAACAACCACAAAUUCCCGGACAGCCUCAACAACCCGGUCAGCCACAAGUCCCAGGCGGUCCUCAACAACCUCAUAUUCCAGGCCAACCUGAGCAACCCGGACUAACACAGGGACCUGGAGGCCCACAGCAACCUGGUCAGCCUCAGAUCCCCGGACAGUCACAAGGCCCAGGUGGACCAGAACAACCACAAAUUCCCGGACAACCUCAGAUUCCAGGCCAACCUCAAGGUCCUGGCGGUCCUCAGCAACCUGGACAACCUCAAGGCCCCGGCCAACCGCAAGGCCCAGGUGGACCAGAACAACCACAAAUUCCCGGACAACCUCAGAUACCAGGCCAACCACAAGGUCCUGGAGGCCCACAACAACCAGGUCAACCCCAACUUCCAGGCCAACCUCAACAGCCUCCAGGGCCCGGUGGUCCUCAACAACCACAUAUUCCAGGCCAACCUGAGCAACCCGGACAACCACAGGGACCUGGUAGCCCGCAGCAGCCUGGUCAGCCUCAGAUACCCGGACAGCCACAAGGCCCAGGUGGGCCACAGCAACCUCAAAUUCCCGGCCAGCCUCAGAUUCCAGGCCAACCACAGGGUCCCGGUGGUCCACAGCAACCUGGACAACCUCAAGGCCCCGGCGGCCCUCAGCAGCCCCAGAUUCCAGGUCAACCUCAAAUUCCUGGACAACCUCAGCAACCCGGACAACCACAAGUCCCAGGUGGCCCGCAACAACCAGGACAACCCCAGAUUCCUGGACAACCACAAGGUCCUGAACAACCUCACGGUCCAGGCGGUCCUCAACAGCCUCAGAUCCCAGGUCAACCACAAGUUCCUGGAGGUCCACAACAACCUGGCCAACCACAAUUUCCGGGACAACCGCAAGGCCCAGGUGGACCAGAACAACCCCAAGGCCCUGGCGGUCCUCAGCAGCCACAAAUUCCAGGACAACCUCAACAACCAAACCAACCCCAGGGUCCAGGCGGCCCUCAGCAGCCUCAGAUUCCAGGUCAACCACAAAUUCCCGGACAGCCUCAGCAACCCGGCCGACCCCAAGGUCCUGGUGGCCCGCAGCAACCUGGUCAGCCUCAGAUCCCAGGCCAGCCGCAAGGCCCAGGCGGACCACAACAACCCCAAAUUCCUGGACAGCCACAGGGACCCGGCGGUCCACAACAGCCUCAGAUCCCAGGCCAACCACAAAUCCCAGGACAGCCACAAGGUCCUGGAGGUCCACAGCAACCAAGUCAACCCCAGAUUCCUGGCCAGCCUCAAAUCCCCGGUCAGCCACAGAUUCCAGGCCAACCUGAGCAACCAGGUCAACCACAAGGUCCUGGUGGUCCACAACAACCCGGACAACCUCAAGGACCCGGCGGUCCACAACAGCCUCAGAUCCCAGGCCAACCACAAGUUCCAGGUCAGCCACAACACGGUCCUGAAAGACCUAGUCCAUUUAUUCCUGGUCCUAGAUUCACUACGCCAUCUCCUUUCCCAACCUUAAUACCUACAUCGCCGCGUAGCGAGUUCACUACUCCAUCUCCAUUCGGGCCUAGCCCACCUGGAGGGCCUCAAGGACCACAGAAUCCAUUCGGACCUAGCCCAGGACAGCCAGAGAGGCCUCAGCAACCCGGUGGACCACAAGGACCGCAAAACCCCUUCGGACCCAGCCCAGGCCAGCCACAACGACCACCAUUCGGACCUUCACCAUUUGGCCCUUCACCAUCUCAGCCGCCUCUCGGAUCAACACCUUCUCCAUUCGUACCAACACCGUCUCCAUUCGGACCUUCACCAUCACAACCACCUUUCGGACCCACGCCCUCACCAUUCGGUCCAACCCCAUCACCAUUCGGACCAACCCCGUCUCCAUUCGGACCAUCACCCUCACAGCCAGGACAACCUCAACGUCCACCGUUCUUCCCUGGACAACCACAACAACCUGCUCUUCCAGGCCAACCACAACUUCCGGGACAACCACAACAACCUCAAGGACCGACUCCACCUCAACCACAAGUUCCAGCCGGACCUCCAGUACAGCCGGUUCCUCCACCUGGCGAACGGCCGAAAGAACAAGUUCCAAACAGAGUUAGAGGUACGUUGAUGGAUUAUUAAGCUAACAUUAACCUAUAGAUCAUAUCGAAUUCCAUUUUUUGUGACCAACCUUAUUUAUAGAAGAAAUAUUUUUCGAGGUUCAUGGAUAAUAUUCUUUGCUUCUAUAUGAUAUAUUAAUGUGUUCUAAACUAGUUUAUUCCCUAGUAUUAUAUUUCUAGUAUUGUUCUGCUUCGUUAAAUUCAGUUUUUAAAGUUUUACUUUUAGCUUGACGUUUCGUAUAUUAUCCAUCACACUAAUAUGUGGUGUCAUGGGUAAUAUCGAAAUAAAAUAGACACGUUUUGGCAUUUCAGCAAAUCUUAGUUAUUUUAAAAGUUUAGCCAGAUCAUUGCGCAUCUUUUGAGCCCAAAAAGGUGCUUAUUACACCAAAAAGAAUCAACUUAGUCGUUAAAAAUAAUAUUAGAAGCCAAAGCUCACUGUAAAAUCUAAAAAUCAAACAACUUUAAAUUAAAAAACUUACCUUUAUAACUCCUUGAUGUAUUUGAGCUGAUUUUCAGCCAUCGCUGCUUGAAAAUUAGGCUACAACAAUAUAAUAUAAAAUUUAUGUUUGAAACUUCAAGAAAAAGAAAUUCCGGGGCCAAUGAAGAAUCGUUACCCAGUGCAUUAUAGUUCCCAACGGUGCAUAACCGUUCCCCCAAUUAUUUAUUUUUAUAUUUUAACAUCUUCAAUUUAGAAAUAAACUUUGAGCGGUGGUGCGUUGGGGAGAGAUAGAUAGUAAAGGGUUAAGGAACAAUAGUAAAGCGUUGGGGAACGGUAGUAAAGCGUUGGGGAACGAUAGUAAAGCGUUGGGGAACGGUAGUAAAGCGUUGGGGAACGAUAGUAAAGCGUUGGGGAACGGUAGUAAAGCGUUGGGGAACGAUAGUAAAGCGUUGGUGAACGAUAGUAAAGCGUUGGGGAACGAUAGUAAAGCGUUGGGAAACGGUAGUAAAGCGUUGGGGAACGAUAGUAAAGCGUUGGGGAACGAUAGUAAAGCGUUGGGGAACGAUAGUAAAGCGUUGGGAAACGAUAGUAAAGCGUUGGGGAACGAUAGUAAAGCGUUGGGAAACGGUAGUAAAGCGUUGGGGAACGAUAGUAAAGCGUUGGGGAACGAUAGUAAAGCGUUGGGGAACGAUAGUAAAGCGUUGGGAAACGAUAGUAAAGCGUUGGGGAACGAUAGUAAAGCGUUGGGAAACGGUAGUAAAGCGUUGGGGAACGAUAGUAAAGCGUUGGGGAACAAUAGUAAAGCGUUGGGGAACGAUAGUAAAGCGUUGGGAAACGGUAGUAAAGCGUUGGGGAACGAUAGUAAAGCGUUGGGAAACGAUAGUAAAGCGUUGGGGAACGAUAGUAAAGCGUUGGGAAACGGUAGUAAAGCGUUGGGGAACGAUAGUAAAGCGUUGGGGAACGGUAGUAAAGCGUUGGGGAACGAUAUUAAAGCGUUGGGGAAUGAUAGUAAAGCGUUGGGGAGUCAUAGUAAAGCGUUGGGGAAUGAUAGUAAAGCGUUGGGGAACGAUAGUAAAGCGUUGGGGAACGGUAGUAAAGCGUUUGCGAAUAAUAGUAAAUUGGAAUACGUAGUCAAUUACCUCGAAUACUGUGUUUUAUGGCGUAAAGUUCGGUGGCCAAAACCAGGAUCCUUGAGCCCAUUGUACGCCAUCUGUGUCGAGACCGAAAGGUUAGAGUUCGAAAAGUAGGUACCAUGACGAAUAGAGCGGGUUCAGCAAUCAGUACUUCCGUUUCGACAUCUCCACUACAACAACAUAUGAUAAAUAUAAACAACUAACUUACCAUGUAUUUAUCGGCCAGUUUAGACUUUUUUGACAACUUCAUAAUCGACGAACAUUGCUGGCACGAAUAAGCCGGUGGGAGAAGAGAGUUGUCUAUUAUGGUCUGAAUAGCAGAAACUGGUGCCAUGCUGUACUAGUUUUUUGCGGUGAUUUGGUAUAUGCUUGCUCCUCUUGUACCGAGUUCCAUUUUUCGACCAUCCCAGACCAAAUUGAAAGAAAGAAUGAAAAGCCAUCAUGAAAAUGAAAAAAUGUGUAAAGCAAAAAUUUGCAUAGGUUUAUUUAUUCUCACCGUGGGGAACGAUUAUGCCUUUAUGAGUGGGGAACGAUUCUUCGAUUUUGUGGGAACGAUUUUGCAUGAGCGCCGAAAUUCCUUUGAAAACUUAAGUAGUAAAGGAAUUAGAAACUGAUUAGAAAUAAAAUAAUAGAGAAUAAAUCAGUUACGAACACAUUAAUAAACUGAUUAGAAAGGAAUAAAAUUAUCCAUGGCCACGGAAAAAUAUUUUUUUUGGAAAAUUGUCGGCGGAAUUUAGAAAAUGCGUCAUCGGGAACAAUUUUUAGUUGAAUUUCUUGUUUUCUUAACUAUAAUUUUAUCAGUUCAGAUUUAAAAUUUUUUUUUAUUUUUUAAAAUUGUGUUUUUAUUACCUAAAAUUCAAUAUUAUCCAUCGUGUUCAUUAAUUGAUUUUUAACUUAUCAUUUUAUUAGUAAAUAAGUAAUAUUCUGUGAUGUAAAAGCCAAUAUUAUCCUUGGCAUUAAUUGAACUUUUGUUUUCUCAGUAAAAGAUAAUGUUUUAUUACCUAAAAGUCAAUAUUAUCCUUGGCAUCCAUUAAAAAACUCAAUAUUAUCCUUGAUAAUCAUUAGCAAACUCAAUAUUCCUCUUGCCAUCUAAUAAAAAUUUGAUUUCAGGCAAAGCCAGAGUGAUUUGCGAAGAGAACGGCAUCGACUUUGGCGUGAACACGAUCUUCCCCUUCACCGGCGAGAUCUUUGCCAACGACAAGAAGCGAGUCCCGUCUUGCGUCCAUACCUUCAAAGACGCCCUCAACAUCAAUGUCUCCUUCUCCUACCAAGAAUGCGGUGUACCCAAUCCUGGUCAUUUCAACGGCAGCGUUGAAGCCCCGUCUCAUAUGCAAAUCAUCGUGAUGUUCCAACAACCGAACGGUGAGACCUCGAUUCAAAGCUACAUUGCUCAAUGUGCUCAACAAAGGAUCAAGUACAAGAAGACCGAGAUUCCGAAGCGCAUUGACGAAGCUCUGGAGGAGCUGCAUUUCACGCCGACAAAGCUGGAACAGAAGGCGGCCGUUCCUGAAUGUGAAAUGAAGAUUGUCACGGACCUGGAGCAUCAUAAAGAAGGUGAUGGUACGGAAGUUGAUCGGGUUGAUGUUGGUCAACCGUUGAGAUUGGAGUUCUCGUUGAAUCCGGAGUCUGGUAAGGAGAAUAAUAAUUUUUUUUGGGGGUGGUAAAAUUUUUUUUGGAAGGGGGUGGUAAAACAUUUUUUUGAAUUGAAAAAAAAAUUUUUGGAGAGGGUAAAUUUUUUUUCUGAUGUUCACAAGGAUGUUUUUACCAAAAAAAUCUACUCCACUCUCUAUUUUCAGACGCCUACGGCCUUCUAGUACGUAACUGUAUCAUUCGUGACCUGGUCAGUGGAGAUGAACAUCCAGUGAUCGAUAACCAAGGCUGUUCGACCGAUUUGAACAUUCUUGGUCAUCCUCAUUACGACACGUAUCAUGAUGUUGUCAGAGCUCCAUUGAGUGCCUUCAAACUGCCCGACCAUACACGAUUCAGCAUCAGAUGCGAGAUGCAGGUGUGCUCGGACAUUCCAGAUGAGAAUGGCGUCAAGAGCUGUGAUGAGAUCAUGACUGUGAGUUGAAGGAACUUUGUUUACAAGAAGAAGCUUUGGAAAUGAUUUUUAGAGUAUAAAAUUAUCAAAAACUUUUUUUACAAGGGGUUUUAAAAAGUUUUGUCGUUAAUUUACCUGCAUUUGCACGGCGAAAAACGACAAAACUUUUUUGACUUGUUUAGGUAACAAAAUUUUUUUUGGAAAUUGCAAAAUCUUUGUUUACAGCAUCACACAUUAUUAGAGAAAUGAAAAAUUGUAAAAACUUUGUUUACAGAAGCCUUGAAAAAGUCUUGUCGUCAAUUUACCUACAUUUGCGCGGACAAAAACGACAAGUCUUUUGAAUCGGUCUAAUACUAAAUAAAAAAAUUUUCGUUUGUCCUUUUAAACAAUUAAAGAAUCCGUAUUUUAGCCCCCAUUCUGUCCAGACAUCAUCACUUCGCCCCAGAAUUCCGUCCUCUUCGAUGGCCGUUCCAACAACGUUCGUCGUUGGAAACGUAACGUUCCGGAAGAGAACGUCAAGAUCAAUCAUCACAAAUCGCUUCAAAUGAAGAAGUCGGUGUUCGAAAUGGAAGUUCAAGCGGAUUUGUGUUUGGGCAAGAAGGACGACCCCAAUUGCAGCGACGAAGCACGACAAUCGGCAAAGGAACGGCAGGUUGAGAACGGUGAGUUAAGAAUUGGUUUUUUCUAGGGAUAGAGGAGGGUUAGGGUAAGGUAAGGUAAGGUAAAAGUAGAGGUCAGGUUGGGCAAGGGUAGAGUAGAAUAGAAUAGAGUUGGGUUAUGGUAGGGCAGGGUAGGGGAGGGUAGGGUAGGGUAGGGUAGAACAAGGUAAAAUUAUGCAUUAGAAAGAGUAAGGGUAGGGUAAAAAAGUGCCAGAGUAAAGUACGACUACUCUACAGUAAACCAAUACUAGGGCUAGGAUAAGAUAUGGGGUAGGAUACGGUAGAAAAAAGUUUAGAUAGGGUUAUAUACAGUAGGGUAGUAGUAGGGUGGAGCUAUGAUAGGACUAGAUUAGGGUAACAUAUAAAGGUGUAGUAAUGUUAAGCUAUAGUAGCGCUAGAGUUGGGUUAAAAUACGACAGUAAAAGGAUAAUGAUAGGCUUACAUAGGGUCAGAUACUGUAAGAGUAGUCUACUUGUGGUAGAUUUAAGUAGGGUAAGGAAGAAUAGGAUAUCGUAACGUUGGGUGGCUAGGGGAGACAGAACAUACUAGGGUAGGGUAUGGAAGGGUAGGGUAAGGUAAGGUAAUUUAGGGUAGGGUAAGAUAGGGUGGAGUACGGUAACAACUUUUCCCAUUUUCAGCAGCAAAAAAGCACUAUCCUCACUGUGUUUCGAAGGUCUGGAUCAGUGUGAUCAGUGCUUUCACAGUCUGGACCUUCUUUAUUGCCAUUGGCUUCCAUAUCUACUUGGCGUUGCGGGCAUCACGCUACGUUUAA